Drosophila obscura is the source of this 2418-nucleotide messenger RNA. RefSeq names its product ankyrin repeat domain-containing protein 29. The transcript is spliced from 5 exons. The record is from RefSeq and is a predicted model, not a curated record. Bases 504 to 1478 code for a protein of 324 amino acids. Gene Ontology annotation, molecular function: protein binding. NCBI's taxonomy places the organism in Eukaryota, Metazoa, Arthropoda, Insecta, Diptera, Drosophilidae.
CACUUAUUUAGCAGGUUUGGUUUCUAAAAUGCUCCGUUGAAAUGUCUACAGACAGCGAAUUCGCGUCGGAAAAAUUCCUUUGCAGUAAAUUGAAUGUAAAUUGUGAAAAGUGUCUAAAAUCAUUGCGAUAGAUAAAAUUAAUUGCUAAACGCAGCCUUGGAUGGUGUAUGGUGUGUUGUGUGUGUGACCCAGCGAGCUUUGCUUGACUUUUGGGAACUGGUCGCUUGGACUUGGAUUUGAACUGGGAUUUGGACUUCUACUCCGACUUGAAUGUGGGGAUGGCUAUGAUGUUGCAGCCGCUUCUACUGUGCUCAGUUUCUGCUGUGAUUUGAUUUGUUGUUGCUGUGUUGCUUGUUGCACUGUUACUCUUAACCAGAAGUGGCUGCAGUUGGAGUUGGAGGAGCAGCAGCGUUACAGUUCGUAAAAAUCGGUCAAUGGAAACGGGCUUGUAAGCAGGUGCAAUUGCCAGAGAAAAGAGACGACAGAGGAGAGAGGAACUAAACAUGUCGCUAAAGAAAGAGACGCCCUCGGAUGUGCAGCUGCAUAUGGCAGCCAUGAGGGGUGAUGCGGUGGCCCUGCUCCGGCUGCUGGACAGUGGAAAGGUACAUGUGGACUGCAAGGAUGAGGAUGGGACCACACCACUUAUCUUAGCUGCCGCUGGAGGACACACAUAUUGCGUGAUGGAGCUGCUCGAUCAGGGGGCAGAUCCGAACACACGCCGCUUAACGGGCACAACGCCCCUCUUCUUUGCCGCCCAGGGAGGGCACUUGGACGUGGUGAAGAUUCUGAUGAAGGCGGGAGCGAAUGUGGACACGGCUUCCGCGGACGGGGGAACGCCCCUGUUUGUGGCCGCCCAGGGUGGCCAUGUGAAGAUCGUGCGCGAGCUGAUCGACUGUGGAGCAAAUGUGAAUGCUCACAUGAAGGACCGUGCCACGCCUGUUUUCAUAGCGUCCCAGAACGGACAUCGGACAGUUCUGUCGCUGUUGAUCCAGGCUCAUGCGGAAAUCGAUAUCAAGCGCAUAGACGGUGCCACACCGCUCUGGAUAGCCGCCCAAAUGGGUCAGGAUCACAUCUGCAAGGUGCUCCUCCAGAACGGGGCCAAUGUGGAUACAGUGCGCUGCGACGGCGCCACCCCGCUCUUUAAGGCCGCCCACAAGGGGCAUGCGGCGGUCACCACAGUGCUGCUCAAGUACCGCCCCAAUCUGGGCCUGCUGCCAAAUGGGGAGACGGCUCUGCAUGCAGCCGCUAUGUUCGGCCAUAUGACCGUCUGCAAGCAGCUGGUCGCUGCCGGCAGCGAUGUCCUGGUGAAAAACCAGGAGGAUCUGACGGCCCUCGAACUGGCGCACCAGCAGAAGUACAGCUCCAUUUGUGAUUAUCUCCAGGAGCGGGUCCGAGCGAUUGUAGCGCGCAAUUCAAAAACGAUGAUCACCCCGGCAACAUCUACGGUUACAUCUACGGUCACGUCCAUGCCGGCGUAAAAACAUAUACAAAGAUGACAAACAGAUGAUACCAUGCCUCCAAAGUACCUUUAUGCACAAUACGUUGGCCUUUAUCUUUAUGUUUAAUCGAAAGAUCAGUAGAAGAGCAACAAUGGAAGGGACUGUAAAGUAUCUUGAAUCCGGAAAUAGUAUACAACUAAUUAAAUAAUUAUUUAUGUACAUUUUUGUCAAGUACAUGGUUUAAAUAUCAGAAAAUCGAAAGCUCGUUUAAGAGUCCCCUCGUUGUGUUGCACAGUGUAAAUGGAGAAGCCCAGCAGCAAACACUAAUACAGAAACCAAUCAAAGAGAAAUCCACUAUAGAAAAAAACACGUCCAAGCUAAAGUAAAUGGCCCUAAGAAUACUAAAUUACAUAUAUAAAUAAAUACAUAUAUAUUAUAUAUUACAAAUAUAUUAGAUAUAACCAUCAUUCGUAUUAACAACCACUUGGAGCUUGUAUUUUGAAUUUAACUCUAACAAUAAUAAAAACGUUAACGAUUACGAUAAUAACUGUUAACAUGGACCCCACAUAAAAAGAUAAUGUUAGAAAGUCCUCUGUACAUAUACUAAUAUAUAUAUAUAUAUAUAGGCAUACAUAUAAACUAUCUAUGAUAUGAAAAUACACAUAUUUAAAAGCAUAUGUAGAUCCCCCUCUAACGCUAAGCAAUUGUUGACAAGUGCUUUACGUUGAAACGCCUUCCUAAGUAUUUGUAUUAGCAAUUAGUUAUAUUCAAUUCUUCUGUGGUUUAUUGCUUAUUUCCUUGUAAACUAUAUAUUCGAGAAUUCAUUAAUUUCUUUCAUUGAUCAAGAUUUAAGUAUAGUCUUCGACCCAUUUUUGCAACUAAAGAGUAUAAUAAAUUGACACACGAUUAGUGGAAAAAUGUUGGGUGUUUUUAAUUAGGAGAAUUUAGAAUCUAUAGAUUUAAGAAAAUAUAAAUUUCA